Closterium sp. Yama58-4 is the source of this 2733-nucleotide messenger RNA. NCBI's taxonomy places the organism in Eukaryota, Viridiplantae, Streptophyta, Zygnematophyceae, Desmidiales, Closteriaceae. The record is from the annotation of a GenBank genome assembly.
AUGAAGCCCAAGGCGCGGCUCCUGGGCCGCAGCGGCAGCAAGAAACGCCUGGUCGUGCCGCCGUCGCCGUCGCCGUCGCCGGCGGUUGCGGCGGACGGCGAGAUGGACGAGGGGAAGGCGGAGGAGAGGCGGAAGGAGGCGGAGCGGGAGGAGGGGAAAGAGCGCGAGCGCGAGCGCGGGCUGCUGGGCGUGCGGCGCAACAAGGGCGCAGGCGCGCGGUCGUGGCUGCGGAUCGACCAAUCAGGACAGACGCAGGUGGGUAGUUUUAUGGAAGGCGCCUAUGAAGAACGCCGGCUGUGGCUGGGUGCCGCGCAUCUCCCAUGCCUCCCGUCCCCAUUAUGCCGCCCACUUCUUCCUCCCCCACACCCCUCCCCCUCUCUCCCACCCCCUCAGGUGAUAGAGGCGGACAAGUACGCCAUCAUGCGCCGCUGCUCCAUCCCAGCGCGCGACCUCCGCAUUCUCGACCCGCUGCUCUCCUACCCAUCCACGCUGCUGGGGCGAGAACGAGCGAUUGUGGUGAAUCUGGAGCACAUCAAGUGCAUAAUAAUGGCGGAGGAGGUGCUGCUGCUCAACUGGCGGAACUUCCAGGUGGCGCGGGUGGUGGAGGAGCUAAAGGCACGCCUGCCGCUGCACCUCAAUGCCGCAGGCCAGCAGGUGCUAGGGCAUGAGCUCAUCCCCCCUCUCACUCUCUCGCCUCCCUCAACCUCCGUUCCUGCUCCUACAAUCGUCUGCCUGGAGUCUGCUUGCGGCACUCUUGAUGCCGAGGUGAGGCACAGGAGCACGUGGGGCACAGGAGCAUGUGGGGCACAGGAGCACGUGGGGCACAGGAGCAUGUGGGGCACAGGAGCACGUGGGGCACAGGAGCACGUGGGGCACAGGAGCAUGUGGGGCACAGGAGCAUGUGGGGCACAGGAGCACGUGGGGCACAGGAGCACGUGGGGCACAGGAGCAUGUGGGGCACAGGAGCAUGUGGGGCACAGGAGCACGUGGGGCACAGGAGCACGUGGGGCACAGGAGCAUGUGGGGCACAGGAGCACGUGGGGCACAGGAGCACGUGGGGCACAGGAGCACGUGGGGCACAGGAGCAUGUGGGGCACAGGAGCACGUGGGGCACAGGAGCACGUGGGGCACAGGAGCAUGUGGGGCACAGGAGCAUGUGGGGCACAGGAGCAUGUGGGGCACAGGAGCACGUGGGGCACAGGAGCAUGUGGGGCACAGGAGCACGUGGGGCACAGGAGCACGUGGGGCACAGGAGCAUGUGGGGCACAGGAGCAUGUGAGGCACAGGAGCACGUGGGGCACAGGAGCAUGUGGGGCACAGGAGCACGUGGGGCACAGGAGCAUGUGGGGCACAGGAGCAUGUGGGGCACAGGAGCAUGUGAGGCACAGGAGCACGUGGGGCACAGGAGCAUGUGGGGCACAGGAGCAUGUGAGGCACAGGAGCACGUGGGGCACAGGAGCAUUGGGUGCUGCUGGGUGGGGAGGAGGGGAAUGGCCUCACUUGGAGGGCCCCAAUGCGCUGCCCUUUGAGUUCCGCGUGUUGGAGGUGUGCUCGGAGUCUGCCUGUGGGGCCCUUGACGCUGAGUUCCGUGCGCUGGAGGUCUGCCUGGAGUCUGCCUGCAGCACUCUUGACGCCGAGGCUGCUUGCGGCACUCUGGACGCCGAGGUGGGUGCUGUUGAUGGAAGUGCAGAGGGAGAUGUGAGGCAGUGGGUGUUGGGUGGGGGCUGGAAUAGUGCUUCAAAGGAGCUGUGCCUCGAGGCUUCUUGCCGCACUCUUGAGGCUGAGACCAUCCGAGUGGAGCAGGAGGCAUACCCAGCGUUGGACGAGCUCAUGGCAUCUGUGUCAACACUCAACCUGGAGAGGGUGCGGCGGAUCAAGAGAGCUGCCCUAUCUCUGCUCUGCUCCCCACGCCCCUCUCCUCCCACUGCUCCCCCCCUUCCCCGCCUUGGCCUCCAGACCACCCGAGUGGAGCAGGAGGCGUAUCCAGCACUGGACGAGCUGACGGCGUCCGUGUCGACGCUCAACCUGGAGAGGGUGCGGCAGAUCAAGAGCCGCCUUGUCGUCAUCUCCGGCCGCGUGCAGAAGGUGAGGGCUGUGAGGGCUGUGAGGGCUGUGAGGGCUGUGAGGGCUGUGAGGGCUGUGAGGGCUGUGAGGGCUGGGGGAUUGGGUCGGAAGAGGGGAGUGACGGUAGAGGGAGUGGCAGUAAAGGGAGCAGAGGCAGCAGAGGCAGCCACAGCCACAGUCGUAGUCACAGCCGUGGGAGUGGGAAGAGUGGCAGCAACAGGAGUGGCAGCAGCAGCAGCAGCAGCAGUAGCAGUAGCAGCAGCAGCAGCAGCAGUAGUAGGGAGCAAGAAGUGGGAUGUGGAGGAGUUGGAGAUGCUUCUAGAGGCGUACUUUGUGCAGAUUGAAGGCACGCUGAACAAAUUAUCAUCGCUGCGGGAGUAUGUGGAGGACACGGAGGACUACAUAAACAUAAUGCUGGACGAGAAGCAGAACAGCCUGCUGCAGAUGAACGUGCUGCUCACCACCGCCACACUCUUCAUCUCCUUCUUCAUCGUCAUCACUGGGGUGUUCGGGAUGAACAUCGAGUGCUCGUAUUUCGACCCGGAGGUUCCGUCCAAUUACAACGUGUUUUAUUACGUGGUUAUUGGGAGCACUGUAGCGUGUAUCGCGUCGUUUAUUCUGUCAGUCGUGUACAUGCGCAGUAGAGGGCUCAUUGUGCCGUCCGCGUGA